AUUACGCUCGCCAUGACUCGAAGUCUCUCAUUGUCAGCCAACGGAAACUUAGCUUGAACCAAGCUUAUCACAAAAAGCAUAUGCUCGUGAUACCCGUGUAUGAAGGCAGCGCUCUCCAGCAAUGGGUGACGGCAUACGCCACCCUUGGCAAUUAUCUACCAGGCGGCGUUUUGGGGCCUCGCAAUCUCCGCCCGCCCGGCACUCUGCAUCUGACCGUGGGGAUGAUGACCCUUGACACCAAAUCACGCGUCAAAGCGGCCUGUCGAUUCCUCGAGUCUCUCGAUCUCGACGCCAUCAGGCGCCUGGCGGAUCAAGAGGCCUUCAGACAACACGUCGGGUAUAUCCCCGCCGAGCCCUCGCAGCAAGACAAGCCUUGGGCAUCAUCCCCAGGUACCCGGCCCCGACCCCUCACGGUCUCCUUCGAGAGCCUGGUGGGCUUCCCUUCGCCUGAAGCAGCCCGUCACCUCUGCACGGUUCCUGUCGAUCCCACUCUCCGCCUUCACUACUUCUUAAUCUAUCUCCGCCGGAGCUUCCACCAAGCCGGCUUCUUCUGGGACGACCACAGCGACGAGGACGAGAUCUCGGCCUACCGGCUGGAAGACGAUCGGCCCCCUGCCGAGCCGUCGAGUGACGAGGAGCUGGCGGCGGAUUCCGCAGCGGCGGACGUGGUGGAAAUCGGCUCGGAUUCAUCCUCCUCCUCUUCCUCCGUGGUCAAGUCCUCUUCUUCGCAUGAGGAAUCACUGGAAGACGCCUCCUGGCUUUCCAACCCAAGCAACGCGCCCCCGCCCCUGCCCCCACCCAGCUACAAGCGAGGAUGGAAAAUUCACCAGAUUCAUACGACCGUGGCAAGCACGAGUUUCCGGGUGGGUGAUACUAUCAUACAACACUCGGUGGACGUACGGGGUCUCAUCGACCAUUUUCGGGACUAUUAUCUCGACGAAGAGAAGACGAUGCCGCGCUGCGAGCUAACCAUGGACGAGCAGUUCCGGUGGGAAUCGGAUGUCUUCCAUGAUUGUUCUAUGGAUAUGAUGGAGGAGGAGGUGGUGGAGGGAGAAGAUGGCUUCGAGGGUUGGCAUGUGGAAGAAUCGCCGAAGACUCCCUCGGAGGAACCCACAGCAAGCGCCCAGGGGACGUCUGGUCCUCCCGCCAAGCUCAAUUCAUUUGUCUGGGCCAAGAAUGUGCGUCUAGAAUCCCUUCAGCUCAGCCCAGGUGGAUUUUACGACCGGUGUGAUCAAUCCACUCCGGUUGGGAGAGCGCGGAAAAUGAUGCUCAAGGUUAUCGCGCAAAGAAGCUUGCUAUGAUGAUAUAAGAGAAAUUGUGGCCAGGAAGGGAAGGGCUUUUGUUGGAAAUGUGAGAGGGGGGGGGUUCUUUCAAUAUACGUACGGGUGCUUGUAUCCCCUUGUAUGUACAUUCUAGAGGUCCAUCUGAGAGGACAUACAUACCAUACUCAGCAGCUCUAGUUGCUGACCGGUCUCCUACAACCGAACACAG
Molecule: messenger RNA, 1491 nt
Organism: Aspergillus aculeatus ATCC 16872
Lineage: Eukaryota; Fungi; Ascomycota; Eurotiomycetes; Eurotiales; Aspergillaceae
Exons: 1
Coding region: 81-1301 (406 amino acids)
Source: RefSeq, a predicted model, not a curated record